Zophobas morio is the source of this 924-nucleotide messenger RNA. Its product is annotated as farnesol dehydrogenase-like. Gene Ontology annotation, molecular function: oxidoreductase activity. The coding region runs from base 92 to 862 and encodes 256 amino acids. The transcript is spliced from 4 exons. The record is from RefSeq and is a predicted model, not a curated record. Lineage: Eukaryota; Metazoa; Arthropoda; Insecta; Coleoptera; Tenebrionidae.
UGUUAGUAAGAACUUAUAUUACGAACGCAUUUUAGGCUUUUCAGCAGUUAAUUUAUAUUGUGCGUAGCAGUAAAGAGCAAGAUCAACAACCAUGGUACUGUCAAUGGAACGUUGGAAGGGCAAAGUGGCCAUUGUGACUGGCGCCAGUGUAGGAAUUGGUGCUGCUAUUGUUGAAAAAUUAGUGGAAGAAGGUUUACAAGUAGUAGGUCUAGCUCGACGAUCCGAGCAAAUUGAAGAAAACGCCAAAAAGCUUGCAGGCAAAAAAGGCAAACUCCAUGCCCUCAAAGCCGACAUUUCCAAAGAAGAAGACAUCCUCAAAGCAUUCAAAUGGGUUACCGAAAACUUAGGCGCUCCCCACAUUUUAAUCAACAACGCUGGAGUUAUCCAACAGACAACCCUGGUUGAAGGCGACACAGAAAUGUGGAAGAAAAUUUUUGAUAUUAACGUAAUCGGGUUAUCAAUAGCGACAAGAGAAGCAGUGAAACUAAUGAGAGAAAACAAAAUCGACGGUCACAUUGUCCACAUCAACAGCACCUUGGGUCACAAAAUUGUGUACCAGCAGUUUUCCAACGUAUAUCCGGCUUCAAAGUACGCCGUUACAGCUUUAACUGAAACCCUCAGACAAGAAUUGAAUCAUCUUGGACUGAAGAUAAAAGUUUCGAGCGUAAGCCCGGGACCAACCGCGUCGGAAUUUUCGCGAACUAGUAAUUUUGUUUUCGACGAAAAUAUGAAGAAAAUGAUGGCUGACAGAGUACGAGUUAAAACUGAAGAUAUUGCCGAUGGGGUAAUCUAUGUAUUGUCAACGCCACCACAUGUUCAGGUACACGAAUUAAUAAUCAAGCCAGUUGGAGAUCCUUACUAGACCUUUUAUUUUUGUUAAAAUCUUGGGUCAUUGUUAUGGCUAAAUAAAAAUAUGGAAAACUA